AUGCCAACAAAACGCAUAGGGGCUGAUUUGAACCGUAAUACAAGUAAAUCUCGAAGCUUGCGAAAUAGAAGAUCCGAAAGAACCGAAGAACAAAUCCAGCAACAAAAUACUGAUGCACGUGUCAGAAUGGCGCAGUUGCGUCAAGAAGAGUCAGAAGACACACGAGCUGAACGCAAUGAAGUAAUAAGAUUAGAACAACGACAAUCACGCCGUUUCACAGUCAAUAGACGCAGAACAAAUGACCAACAACGACANGUCUAGCAUUCCAGUAUGAGCCCGAUAUUGAAUAUUAUGCUCAUUCAAAAGUGGUAAUUGGUGCUAUGGACAAGGAAUGUCCGCAUUGUCAUGCUCUGAAAUCCAAAAAUGAGCCAGCUGGGGUGUGUUGCGCGUCAGGAAAAGUGCAACUACUUGAAAUUGAAACACCAUCUGAACCAUUGAACG
Messenger RNA from Cinara cedri, 441 nucleotides. Lineage: Eukaryota; Metazoa; Arthropoda; Insecta; Hemiptera; Aphididae. The record is from the annotation of a GenBank genome assembly.